Messenger RNA from Coffea eugenioides, 567 nucleotides. RefSeq names its product cytochrome c oxidase subunit 6b-3. The coding region runs from base 103 to 336 and encodes 77 amino acids. The transcript is spliced from 4 exons. Gene Ontology annotation, cellular component: mitochondrion; respiratory chain complex IV. The record is from RefSeq and is a predicted model, not a curated record. Lineage: Eukaryota; Viridiplantae; Streptophyta; Magnoliopsida; Gentianales; Rubiaceae.
CAAAACGUGAACAAUUCUAGUUUCCAACACUCUCUCCCGCCGACCAGAAGAAAGUGCUCUGUCUCAUUUUCACAUCAUUUUCGAUCGAUCCCGUCUCGUCAAAUGGCUGAGAUUGAACUGAAGACUGCACCAGCUGACUUCCGAUUCCCAACAACUAAUCAAACUAGACACUGUUUCACACGCUACAUUGAGUUCCACAGGUGCUUGGCUGCCAAGGGUGAUGAUUCUGGAGAAUGUGAAAAAUUUGCCAAGUACUAUAGGUCCCUCUGUCCUGGUGAAUGGGUUGAGAGAUGGAACGAGCAGAGGGAGAAUGGAACUUUCCCAGGGCCCCUUUGAUUUUGAAACUGCUUUAGGCCUUCAUGCCUGCGUUGGGAGCUGAGUUUUGCAUGUCUUUUGUCUGAUGCUGAUCUGUGGGUUUUUGUUUCAGCAUUAUGGAUCAAUAAGGUAGUAUUUAUUUCCAAUGUACAACAACUGUACAAGGAAGGGUUUAAGGUUCUUGUUGUGGCCUUCCAAUCUUCUGUACGCUUGUCCAUAUUCAUAUUAUUUUGGAACUUUGAUAUGCAGCUC